ACAAAGCAGUAUUCAGGAGCUGACAGGGGAGAGAUCUGUAUUUUUUAUAUACAGGUCUCUCCUCCAUUGGUAAUUCCCCGCCGGCACCCGGUGAUCGACAGUGAAACACCGAUCGUCGGACGGGACCUCUGUACGAGGUCCCGAUCAUGUGAUCACUGAUUGGCAAAUCAGUGAUCACAUGCGAAGUAGUAAGCAAGAUGUCACUUGUGACAUCAUUGCUUACUACGUGUGAAAUCUGUGAAUGAUCACAGAGGUCACAUGGUACAAGGCUAUUCACAACAGCCUUGUACCAUGUGACAAGCUGUGACCACUCACAGCUCACUCAGUA
Molecule: messenger RNA, 328 nt
Organism: Staurois parvus
Lineage: Eukaryota; Metazoa; Chordata; Amphibia; Anura; Ranidae
Source: the annotation of a GenBank genome assembly